GGGGCGGAGUCGGGCCUGAGGCCUGGAGCGGAGCGGAGCGGAGCUGGGGGUCCCGCCGCCCAGCAGCGGGCGGGUAGCGCGCCGGGAGCGCCCCGCGCAUCUUCUGCCCGGCGCUGUACGGCAGCCUGUGAGCGGCUGAGCCUCGGCUCCGCUCUGCCCUUAGCCGGGCGGGCGGCGUUGAGAGGACCUGCCGGGCGGUCAGUCCUUAAAUCACGCGAGGAAAACUUUCCUAUACUUGGCAAACAAAGACCUAUAAGCAAGCUGCCGUUCCAGGACACACCUCCCGUGCAGGAAGGCCGAGGGAGAGCAGAGGUCGUUGCCUUGGCUGCAGCUCUCUACGAGCAUAGGUCUCCUCAGAGCUCUGUGCAGGGAAUGGCCUGCCUGUUGGAGUGCUCUGAGGCCGGCUGUGCUGGGCUGAGUGCUGCACUAACGCUGAGACGUUGGGGGAUAUCGGGUUUGGUUUCCCUUUUAGGAAGGGCAGAUGUUGCUUAGAAAUGCCUUGUGUUGUUAAUGUGCUCAUGCUGCAGAGUUAUUCUUAAUGAAGGUGUGUUCCAGUGAAUGCCUGAGCAUGUACGGGUGAAAGUGCCCAGAAGCGGCAUCUCCCAGGCUGAGGUUUCCAACUGAAACUUUCCUGGGAAAGGUAUAUGUUAACUGGAUGAAAGAAAAAUACCGGUUAGCUUAAGGGCUGCUUAAAAAAGGGCUGCUUAAAAGCUGCCUUUGACAGAAGUUUGCUGGACGUGUAAGCAUCGUUUGGCUGUUCUGUCUGGUAAAUGCCAGCCCUGUGGGUGCAGAGGAGUGGUGCUGGUGGCUGCUGUUCACAUGCAGUGCUUCCCAGCGCUCUGGCAGCAGGCAGGAUAAUGGCAAAGCAUUGUUGGUCUUCUGAGCUCUCACCCAUCUUGCAGCGAGGUGCAGCUGGAGCUGGCUGCCGUUGGGAAAUGGCUUUGGAGCUUGUGGUGUCCUGGCUGCGAUGGUGUGAGAGGAUUUGGCAUAUAGGGACAAGUAAUACAAACCUGAGUGGUAUGCUCAGAAAAGCGGUGGGAAAGGAAAACAUCAGCUGCUUUGGUCCAGAACUUCGCAGUUCUUUUCUUUGGAGGUCAGCUGGUCUGACACAGGGACUUUAUAUUUCUGAACUGUGGGUCUGUCAUUUUUCUUACUAGCCAGUGAGCUGCUUAGAAGUGGCAUACAGCUUAAUGGCAUAUAUAGGCUCACUUCUUUUUUGCCUUUAGCACCUGUGGAGCAGUCCCUGGACUGCCUUCUUACUGCCUCAAGUGUUAGGGAAGACCUGCUGGUGUCACUUUGUGUUGUGGGUUUCCUGUUCUCUUUGCAAAAGGGCAUGGGUGUAUCCUAGCCGUGGGGAGCUGGGUCUGCAUCCGUUUGUGUUGCUUUUGUGGUUGAUGCAUUAGGGAAAACUGUGAAGCUGAAAAUCAGGAAUGUGAGUUCAGCUCUUCAGUAGCGAUCUCUUCCCAAACCUGAGUGUCAAUGCAGUGUAGAGAAUCAAGUGGGUGGUGGUCAGAACCAGACACCAGAAGCAACAAGACCUUGUUAGCUAAUUUUGCCUUUGAUGCAGCUGUUGGUGCACCAGCAUUGUGCAGUAUGGUGACUUUGUAAUGCCUCUGCUGAUGAUGCUGGCAGUUCAGAGAUGCUCGUCUCCAUUCUGUAUAAACAGGAGGGAGAAUGGAUGUUUACAAGAGUUGAUAAUGAUAGGACAAGAGGGAAUGGUUUUAUACUGAGACAAGGGAGGUUCAGGUUGGAUAUUAGGAGGAAGUUUUUCACUCAGGGGGUGGUUAUGCAUUGGAACAGGUUGCCCAAGGAGGCUGUGGAUGCCCCAUCCCUGGAGGCAUUCAAGGCCAGGCUGGAUGUGGCUCUGGGCAGCCUGGGCUGCUGGUUGGCAACUCUGCACAUAGCAGGGGUUGGAACUGGAUGAGCAUUGUGGUUCUUUUCAACCCAGACCAUUCUAUGAUUCUUUGUUUCCCAAAUGUUUUUUGUGUGGGUAGAUAAUAGGUUUCACACCAAAAUGUAUCUGCCAAGUUCUUUUCAAGGUUAUUAAAAUAUAUGUGGAGGCAGCUUUGUGAUGCAGAUAGAAGAAGCAAAAUGCAGCAGCAUGUUUAGAUGUCACAGAGUAUGUGAUAGAUGCAGCCCUCUCAUAGGAAAUGUCUGGAAUUGAUCUCUCAGAGCUCAGGUUCUACAUGUAAACAGUUAAUACAUACAUAUGCAGCACACUGGCACACAUAUUCAUUCUUUUCCAAGAACUCAUUAAAGUCCCUCUGUUUGUGUCCCUCUGGGCAUGUGCAGUUGCAUUGUGGGUGGUUGUACGCCCACUUACUUUAUGCCCAUUCUCCCACCACUGGUUUCAUCACUGAGACUUUUGGUUGACCUGUAGCUGUUUUUCCCCAAUUUUGCAAACUUCCAUUGCUUGUUAGGCCAUAAUGAGCAACUUCCAAAACAAUGUGUGUGAAAAUCCAAGGAAAGCAUCCUUGCACUUGGUGAAAUGGAGAUCAGUAGUCUGUCAUGACUCCAGUGCUGCUUGUGAAGUGGAAUUAAGAGAAAACAAGGCUGAUCACACACAAAGCAAAGCAGGACUAGCACUCAUUGAUUCCUUUCGCUACACUAAUAUAUUGCUCCUCAAACUAAUAUACUGAUCUCUGUUGCUAAACAAACCAGCCUGCAUCAUUACUCAGCAGCCAUCUCUUCCUGCCAAGCGUAUGUUCUGCAGCUUAGAGUGACUUUAGAGGAAACCAGAGCUUGCUCCUCUGGAGAUGAGGAUGUUGUCAAGAGGCAGGAGCUGCAUGUGCAUCUUGUGUAGGAGAUGAACGUCCUCUGUGGGAGUGCAUAGCGAGGAUCCUUUGUACUUCUGUGAAUAUCAGAAUAUGUAACUUUAUACACGCAUAGAAGUCUGCAUGCCAUGAAGGUGUGAGCUGGCCCAGGGGCUGGCUGUAACUGCCAUGCAGUUACAUGGCACUGCAGGGCUGCAGUGCCCUGGAGAGCUCACUUAUCCUCUGGUAUGCUGCCACUGCUGCACAGCAGGUCUGCUGUUCUGUGUCUGUCCAUCUCUUGUUUCUGAACGCUCUUACCUUGUUUCUUGGCUGGUCUUUAGAGUCUGUUGCUCUCAAUUAGGGGUGACUUCUCAGAAUUGAGGAGUUAGAACUGAGAUUUGACACAAAUGAGGCCCAUUUGGUGCUGCUUUGGACACCUCUGAAGGGGAAAUGAAGUUAAUGGGAAUGAAAAAGAGAAGUUUGCUAGGACUCAAAGAAAAUAAUAAUAAGUUCAGCACUGGGGCUCCCUCACCAACCAAACGCAAGGAUAGGUCUGAAGAGAAAUCAAAGGACCGAUCCAAGGACAAAGCAGCCACUAAGGAAUCGGGUGAAAAGGAUCGUGGUCGGGACAAGACGCGCAAAAGGCGCAGUGCUUCCAGUGGGAGUAGCAGCACCAGGUCCCGCUCCAGCUCCACUUCCAGCUCAGGAUCCAGUUCCAGCACUGGUUCCAGCAGUGGCUCGAGCUCCUCUUCUGCCUCCAGCCGCUCUGGGAGCUCCAGCACCUCACGCAGUUCCAGUUCCAGCAGCUCCUCUGGAUCCCCCAGUCCGUCCCGACGGAGACAUGACAACAGGAGGCGGUCCCGCUCCAAGUCCAAGCCACCCAAGAGAGAUGAAAAGGAGCGGAAGCGGCGCAGCCCAUCACCCAGACCUACAAAAGUGCAUGUUGGGAGGCUCACUAGAAAUGUCACCAAGGAUCACAUCAUGGAAAUUUUUUCCACUUAUGGAAAGAUUAAAAUGAUUGACAUGCCAGUUGACAGGCUAAAUCCACACCUCUCUAAAGGCUAUGCUUAUGUGGAGUUUGAGAACCCAGAUGAUGCUGAGAAAGCCCUGAAACACAUGGAUGGAGGGCAGAUUGAUGGGCAGGAGAUCACUGCCACAGCUGUACUGGCACCGCGACCCAGACCGCCUCCUCGGCGCUUCAGCCCACCCAGGAGGAUGCUGCCACCACCACCCAUGUGGCGUAGGUCACCCCCUCGCAUGAGGAGAAGGUCCCGCUCUCCCAGGCGCAGAUCUCCUGUUCGCCGGCGGUCGCGGUCGAGGUCUCCCGGACGAAGGCGCCAUCGCAGCCGCUCCAGCUCAAACUCUUCACGAUAAAGCAAACAGAAUGGACAGCUUUUUAUUUUUUAACUUAAAUUCCAUGAAAGUAAAUAUUGUACCUUUUUUAUAAUGGGUCUAGGUGAGAAAGGGAGAGAGGGGGAGAGAGAAUCCUGGCAGUGAAGGUAACCAGAGAGGAGACAGCAACAGUUCCUGGCCAUUAGACAGCCUCUGCUGUGGGGCUUCUAGUUUCCUGGUAUUGAAUUGACAUUAUUGAAAAAUGCUUUUUUUUUUUUAAAUUUUUUUUUAAAGGCUAUAAAACCAACAUCUCAUCUAUCCAGAAGUUUGGAUAGCCCCUUUCUCCAGUUAGCAGACUGCUGCUUGAUGAUUUCUAAAUGCUUAGCAUGCUGUACAGAUGAGCAUGUAAAUCUUGAGCUGUUUUGGAAACGCUGCAGAAUAGGACAGGAAGGCAGUGAACCCAAUUGCUAGGAUUGUCAGAGCGGGUGGAGUCCAGAUUACAAAAUCUGAGCCUUAAUGAGCUGUUGCUUUAUUCUCAUUCCCAAAUGAUGAUUAGUUUCUGCAUAUUGACCUCCUGUAAUGCGUAUACCAGUUGAAUGCUACAGUGACAGUCCAGCCUGCUGAAUACUGUACUUUAGAAAAGAAGCUGGAAAUCUUAAGAACGGGUUUGUAGCUGCUGCCCUGAUUGAUUCCUACCACCUUUUCUUAAAGAUUUUGGUAAGUUUCCUAUUCGGUCCCUUAAGGAAACAAUGCAAGUGCUUCUGCUUUUACAAAUCUCCCCUUAGCAACUGAUUGUCAACCCCUGCAAGGAAACUGCAAGGCAGAGAGGGAGGCUUGAGGCUGUGCUGCUGCCUGGGGAAACGCAAAGAACCACCUAUUGUACAGUCAAUACUAUAAAGUCUUUAUGUUGUUUUUUCUUUA
Gallus gallus (chicken) is the source of this 5006-nucleotide messenger RNA. RefSeq names its product RNA binding protein with serine rich domain 1 (gene RNPS1). Gene Ontology annotation, biological process: mRNA splicing, via spliceosome. NCBI's taxonomy places the organism in Eukaryota, Metazoa, Chordata, Aves, Galliformes, Phasianidae. Gene Ontology annotation, molecular function: RNA binding. The coding region runs from base 3204 to 4127 and encodes 307 amino acids. The transcript has 7 exons. The record is from RefSeq and is a predicted model, not a curated record. Gene Ontology annotation, cellular component: ASAP complex; cytoplasm; nucleoplasm.